CAAAAUCAUAUGAUAUCAGAAAAGAUCAUUAUGGAAAGUCAGUUGUUUUAAUUCAAAACAUUUCCAUUCACGAAGAAAUUGGUCUGUAAAUUUUAUUCGGAAAAUUUGUUAAACGAGAUUGAAAGUAUCAGAAUUUUUGGCACACAGAAGAAUCCAAAGUUCCGACAUGACGCAAAUUUAUGAACAUUCCCAGAAAAGAGAACUGAAGAACUAUCACAUCAAUUCCAAUCUUUACAAGCUCUAUAAAAACAACAACAUCACCGACGUUCACUUCAUAUUCACCGAUGAGAAAAAGCAAAUUGCUGCCAACAAAUGUCUCCUGGCCGUUGCAAGCCCUGUAUUCGAGAAAAUGUUUUAUGGUGAACUGAAGGAACCUGGAGACAUCACAAUUGUUGAUGCGACACACGAUGCAUUUUUGGAAUUCCUUCAGUUUUUCUACUGUGAUAAAUUUGAACUAACCACGGAUCACAUAAGUGAGGUGCUCACCCUGGCCGACAAGUACGAUGUUGCUGGCCUGAUCAAUUUGUGUGUACAGUUUUUAGAGUAUUACUUAACUGACCAGACGGUGUGCUGGGUGUAUGAUUUAGCGCUAAUGUUUGAUCUAGUUCAUCUGAUUAAUUUGUGCCAAGAGAAAAUUUCUUUGGAAACCGUAACAGUAUUCACAUCUGAGUCAUUCCGAGCAUGCGGAGCGAAUAUUUUGAGCAGAAUUUUGGAAAUGGAUGAACUAAGUUGUGACGAAAUAUUUGUUUUCCAUCAGGUUAUGGAAUGGGCAACGGAAGCAUGUCGUCGGUCGAUGAUCGAACCGACCAUGGAAAACAAAAAAUUGGAGCUUGGACAAUGUUUUGAUUUAAUUCGAUUUCCUACGAUGUCAUCAGAGCAAUUUUCGGUUUGUAUUGCGGAGGACGGUCUGUUAGAUGGUAGUGAGCUAAUUGACAUUUUGGGAUAUCUAACGCUGAGGCGAACUCUAAAAACAAAACGAUUUUCCACUCAACCGAGAUGCGGUAUACCGGCGUGGACAAAAGAUAAGACAAUCGUUAAUUGUGACCGCAGAUCUUUGCCGAAUCUUUGUAAAUUGGUUACCAGAUGCCGGGACGUAACGAAUUUUUCCGUUAACGAACGCAUUUUGCUGGGUCAACUGGGAUUCAGUACAUUCAAAAGUGAAUCGGUUGAUCACAAACAUGGUCAAUUAGUCAUUAAACGGUCUUCCUGUCGCGAGCUUCCAUUGCACAGUCAGACCAUUGAAAUAUCCACAAGUUCGUUCACCAAAAUAAUGCUACAGAAACCGAUCAUCUUGCAACCAUUCGAGCAAUACGAAAUCGAAACGAAAUGGGAGUUGGAUGACGGCGAAUCGUUACUGUUUCGAACUGACUGCCGUAGCGAGGUAAUGCUUGAUGGAGGCGUUCGGUUCCAAUUUCAACCGGACGAAAAUUUAGAUUACGAUAAUGUGAGUGAAGGACUGGUGUAUGGAUUGUAUUUCAAAAAGUGGUGAAAUAAAGGGGGAAGCCCAGUAUGUCUUGAAGAAAAGUCUUUGCUUAAAGAUGAUGGUUAGAUAUGGAUGUUCAAUUCAGUCAAGUGGAAACAAGUUCUUCAAUACGUUUAAAACUGAACGGUCAUAAGCAGCGUCGAUAAAAUUACAGAUGUCGAGAAUAAUGUCUGAUAAAAUUAGAGCAGUUAGCGGAUCCAGCAGAACGACUAUCGUACAAUCACAAAAAACGGUUACUGUAGAUCGAGGUUAUAACCUACAAGUUCACAAUGAUAGAAUGGUUGGUGUAACACUCGAUCAUAGUGGGGGAUAUGCUACAGCUGGAUAUGAAACUAAGAAAAGAGUGUGUCUUCAAAACUCAACGGACAAAUACGCAGCCUAUGACAUUUUAAGCAAGACUUUCAAAUGAACCGAACUUCAUUGUAUCUAAAUAAAAACUUGUUUCUUAGGUGUA
This is a messenger RNA of Bradysia coprophila, 1937 nucleotides long. RefSeq names its product BTB/POZ domain-containing protein 6-A-like. Gene Ontology annotation, cellular component: cytosol. The record is from RefSeq and is a predicted model, not a curated record. Gene Ontology annotation, biological process: neurogenesis. Gene Ontology annotation, molecular function: protein binding. Lineage: Eukaryota; Metazoa; Arthropoda; Insecta; Diptera; Sciaridae.